CGCGCGCCUUCUCCAGGCCACCGAGAUAUACGCAUUAGUGAUAACAAGAGGCUCCGCCAACUUGGAUCGAACGCCAUGGCGGUCGCGACGCCCGCUCUUGUGAUGCUGCUCUUGGGAGUUCUGGUGGUGCUGCCUCCCCGACGCGCCCGCAAGCGCGAGUCCCUUCGAUGAAUCCUCGGAGGAGAUGGAGCGUCUGCUCCUUCGAGGCGAGGACAGUCCUGGCCGCGAGUCCAACAAAUGCUGCCGCAGGGAGAGGAAGAUGAAGACCGUGGGACUGUCAGUGGCUACAGGAGAGGAGAUUACAGUGGACAUUGGCCAGUGCAAAAAGCACUGCACGAAGAGUAAGCUUAAGAAAGACGAGUUUGAGCAGCUCAUAGAAGAAAAUCCUGAUAUUGACCCUAGAACGUUGUUUGAAAUGCACCGCCGGCGGCGAGCUGAGCCGUCUUGCCUGGGCGACGAGGUGUGCGCGCCCUCCGACGCGCGCAUGGAGCGCAUACUCACCCUGGAAGGCAGUGUAAGCGUGUCGGUGACGGACGAGUGUGCAUGUCAACCUAGGUCACACUCGUGCCGCCGCAAGCCCCAUCGCGUCACUCUACACAAGGACACGCCUCUGCAGACCACCGUCGACGUUGGGGACUGCCACGGGCACUGCGCGCACGACUUGGGAUGUAAACCUAUAAAGACGAGGACUGUAACUGUCGAAGGUCCAAAUGAUGAUGCGACGUGGGGAAGUGCACAGGCAGCUGCGACUUCUGUUCAGAGAAACCUGCGUCUUGGAGGACCAGGACCGUAUUCUUCCUGUAAUGACAUCCUGUCCGACGCACACUGUCCAAAGCCGCUAAAACGAAGAUUAUCGCUCGGGGACAUCUCGGCCGCGUCCGAAGCCGGGAAACACAUCACAAAGAUCAAUCCGAAAAUGACGUUCAAACUUCCCCAAUUUCUUGAAGCUGUCCCAAGCCACUCUGCCGACGACGGGCUGCCUUCGCCCACCUCUGGCACCAUCGAAAGACCAAAAACUGUUGCAAAAUAG
Messenger RNA from Penaeus vannamei (Pacific white shrimp), 1030 nucleotides. The record is from RefSeq and is a predicted model, not a curated record. Lineage: Eukaryota; Metazoa; Arthropoda; Malacostraca; Decapoda; Penaeidae.